GUCGGUAUGAAUUUCCCAAUCGGCAGCCAACUGAAGCCUCAGUCCAACGCAGGUCCACCGUUAGCCUCGAUAGUCUCGAUAGUCCCUACAGGAUCUAGAAUCGAUAGGCUGUGGCUGCCCGGAGUUUUCCCACUAAACCUAAUCAGCGACAGGUGGAGUCUUCCCACUGCCUUGGAGGUGAUUCUUGCCGACGCCAUUGUCAGGCACGCUGCCGUCGAUCAGGUAUAAGUUCAAUGUCACCGUCCAGGGUCUCUUUGAGUCUGUCCCUGUCCGGCUAUGUGGUGAACUGCCUGAGCACUCUUUACAUUCUGUCUCUCUUUUAUGUUGGUGCUUUCUUGAUUUUAGCCUACGGCUCUUCUUUCCUUUCCUCCCUCAAGAAAGCAAUCACUCAUUCCUUCAAUUCUCGCCACAAUGCACUUGUCAGUCACCGGAGGACUCGUUCUCCUAUCGGCCCUGGUACCAACAGCUCUGACAGCGACGAUCCCUCUGCCCGGGGCCAGUGCUGCCGGCGAGUCGGUUGCGACGAUUACUGCAUCCUCCACCACCACCAUCACCACCGUUGUCACCAGUACCUCUGCAGUGGUCACCACAGGGGCGACCUGUACUCCUGGUACGACCGCACUCGGCUCUAACUCUCAAUGCUCCGACUAUGUUUGGUCCAGCGCCGGCAAGUAUUGGCGUGAAUACUGUACCGAUGCCUCCAUCAGUGGCGGCACCACUCGAGCUGUCAUGGCCGUGUAUGGACGGCAAUCCAACAUCAACGGCUGUCACGUAUACUGCUCCAUCUUUAACGGCAUGUGCAAUGCCGUCAACUACGUGCCAGCCUUGAGUACCUGCUACUAUCUGUGGGCUGACUCCAACUCGGUGGUGUCCGCUUCGGGCUACCAGGCCCUCACAUCCUACACCACCAACCCUUGCUAUGGGCCGAUUACUUCCAUCGAAACCGACUAUUCCACUCAGUAUCUGACCAGUGAGGUCUUUACUACUUAUGUCGUCACUCUUUCGAGCAGUGCUGUGUCUGCAACAGUUUCUUCCACUCCGUCGAGUAGCCCAGUCUCCUCUGCAGCGGCCUCGUCUACUCCAUCGCCAGUAUUCUCUUCGUCGGUGGUGACUUCAAGCCCCAAGCUGGCGACUACUUUGCUUUCCGCUAGUUCUGCACCGCUCUUCUCAUCUUCGAUUCCUUCUUCCUCAAUCCCUUCCUUGGCUCCGAUCCGUUCGUCGUCUUCGAUUCCUUCCUCGUCUCUGAUUCCUUCCUCUUCUCCAAUUUUCAUCUCUCGUUCCUCCAGCUCUAGACCUCCGGUGGCUUCCAGCUCCAGUGUGAGAGUGUCACCUGCUGCCUCUUCCCCCAAGCCAGGCUCAUCGUCCACUCCCCUCAUUCGUUCGUCCUCCAGCUCUAUCGCGAACCGCCCGUCACCCGCUUCAUCUCAACCCAUCCGAUCCUCCAGCGCCAUCUCAGUCUCAUCACCUGUCCAACCCCAUACCAGCAGCUCUGCUCCCGCGGUUUCAUACUCAAGAUCAGCCCGACCCUCAUUGAUCUCAUCCCCCGGAUCGAGCUCGUCCAGAGUGAACACCAUCCUCCCCAACAACCCAUCUACAAUCAUCGAGGGAUCCCAUCCAACCUCUUCUACUCCAUCCCCCGCAUCCACCGGCACAACAACCACCCCAGCAGCUGACGGUUUCACCACCUCAACAAUCCUCACCACCCGGACCGCAACCAUCACCGCCUGCCCCUCCAGCAUCACCAACUGUCCCGCCACCGAAAGAACUACCUUUCUCACCACCGAAACCCUAGUCCUCUCAACAACAGUUUGUCCCUUGACUACCGAAACCACCACGACGGGUAUCCCUCAACCCACUCUCUUCCCAGAGGAGCCAUCUGCCACCAUCGUGGACAAGUACACCACCUCAACUAUCUUCAGCACCCGGACCGCGACCAUCACUGCUUGCCCUUCUACCGUCACUGAUUGCCCCGCUCGUUCGAAGACCACGUACCUGACCACCGAGACUAUCUUCGUCUCUACUACUAUCUGUCCCGUGACUAAAACUCAGGUGUCUACUCUGACAGAAGAGAAUAAAUCUCGUCCAGUCCCUACUGGUAUCUCAGUUACUGCUGUGGAUGUGAGUGUGGGCAGUGAAGAAGAAGAAGAAGAAGCUACCUCUACAAUCUUCAGCACAGUCACUAUCACGAUCUCGGGCUGUGAGGCCGAGGAGACGGCAUAGGUUGUUCCCCCCCCGGUUUUAUUUGAUUGCCCAUCUAUGACUACGAUUGAAAUAAUG
Aspergillus sclerotioniger CBS 115572 is the source of this 2277-nucleotide messenger RNA. RefSeq lists its product as uncharacterized. Lineage: Eukaryota; Fungi; Ascomycota; Eurotiomycetes; Eurotiales; Aspergillaceae. The transcript has a single exon. The record is from RefSeq and is a predicted model, not a curated record. Bases 412 to 2220 code for a protein of 602 amino acids.